CUUGGAAAGCUGCGACUUUGUUGGGGUUUAUGAAUUGAAUCAAACAACUUUUGGGGUUUUGAUUCAUUCAUUUCAAUUUGAUUCAAUGGCGGUUUCGCCAUCAAAGAAAUCGCUAGAGUUGAAAAACUUGUUCUCAACCUACUCCAGCAAUCUCUGGAACCGACUUGUCAGUUUCUUACCCUCUUAUCGCUUGGAUUUUCUCGGGAAAAUUUACAAUCUCUAUCACCAAACAACUCGCUCCAGAUCACGCCGACGCAAGCCUUCUCUCCCUCUGCCAUUGCCUUCCAAUUCACUCGAAUCUUUUGUGGAUACAUCUGAAGCUUCUAAAGUUUUUGAUGUUUUGGAAGACAUUUUGGAGCACAUCUUUUUAGAUUUGCAUAACAUUCAGAAGAACUUGCAUUUUUGGCAGUCUAGAGCAGAGGCAUCAAAUGCUCGGAAAGUUUACUUUUUGAUUUUUGAGAGAGGGCCAAGGGCAUUUAUUGAUGGAACAGUUCAGCUGAUACGUGAAUAUGUUGUUGAGGGUUCUGGCAUGCAAAAUCUCUGCCAUUCUGCGUCUGUUCAUAUUUCUGAGAGGAUAACUGUCCUAACUAGCUUAAGAUAUCAUUUGGCUACAUUUUUGGCACAGAUUUAUAUAGAGGUUGACAAAUUUGGGGAGGAAUUAGUAAAGCAUCCUGAGAAGUCAUUGCCCUUAUUAUUGGUCACUAUUAAUGGUUUAUUUUCAAAAUUGGAGGCGUCAAUUGGCCAUUUUCAUACAGUGUGUCAGAGUGACUCUUCUGUUGAUGGGAGCUAUUCAUUCCCUCUAAUGUUUGAGACAUUGCCAGAAGUGAACCAGGAAGGCUCUCAAUGGACAGAUUGUGAGAUUAGAGAUGCUAUCAACUUAAUUUAUGAAAAUCUACACAAGCUGGAUUCUUACUUAAAUGUCAUUGUUACAAAACACCAGAAACCAAGGAAAGUAACUCUGUACUGGAUGCGUUAUACAUGUGGGAUUGUUGGUUUCUCGGUCUGUUCAAUUUGGGUCUUGAAGCAUAGUAGAUUGAUGGGAAGCUCUGACAUUGACAACUGGAUUCGUGAGGCAAAGGACUCGACUAUUAGCUUUUGGAAUGACCAUGUAGAGCAACCGCUUCUAUCUAUAAGAGAUGAACUUUUUGAGACAUUCAGGAAGAGGCACAAAGUUGUAAUGGACCAUGAAGAAGUAUAUUUAACUGCCAAAUCCCUACACAGAAUGUUACUGGCUUUCAGUGAGCAGACAAAAGGUCAAACAUUUCCAGAGAAUGCAUCAGACCAGGAAAUGCUUGAAAUAGUAAUGGAAAGGUAUGAGAAGGAACUUACGCAUCCGAUUCAGAGUCUUGUUGGGGGAGAGCUUGUUCGUGCUUUGCUUAUCCAGAUUCAGAAGCUGAAGUUGGAUAUUGAGACGGCAAUGCUUGAACUAGACCAGAUUCUUAAGGCCAAUGAAAUCAAUUUUGCUAUUCUAGCUGCUUUACCAGCUUUCAUUCUCUCCCUUCUUUUGCUGAUGUUGGUGCGUGCAUGGUUAAAACAGGAUACUAGAGCAGAAGGUAGAGGAAGGAUUGCUAGACUCCAAAGAAGGUUGCUAAUUGUGGAGGUUGAGAAAAGGAUUAUGCAGUUCCAAAUUUGCAUAGAUCAAGGAUUGGAAAAAGAUGCGGAAUGCAUGUUUGGCUUGGUUUUGUAUAGUCUGGAUCGCCUAUACCAUGCUGUGGAGUGGCAUGCGAAGGCAACCGGCGAAUGGCUAUGUUUGAGACAGGAUAUUAUUGAUUUGGGGAAGCCAAGACUACAAACUUCAUAUAAGCUGAUCAUCACGUCACGAAUGGAACGGGUGUAUGAUUGCUUGCUUCCUUCCUCGAAGCACUAGUGGCUCGCCUUUUUCUGUACUUUGUUGGUUUCCCCCCUCUGCUUUUUCUGUUUUUUGAAGCUCCCUAUUUGCUUCUUCAAUGGGUGAGUGAAAAUUUUGUGACUGGUAAUUAUUGACCUCUUUUUAAGGUUUAGGCAAUAGCUGUACCUUUUGUUACAAAAUAAGCUCUUUUUCAAGCAACUCUGCGAGGAAACACUUUUGUUUUUGUUUUUUGCUGCUGACUUAUAUUUUGAGUUUAUGAAACCCCAGGAGGCUGGAGUGUGUUGUUGAGGUCCAUUGAGGCUAAUGUUUAGAUCGUUUAUUAAAAAAAAUUAAAUUGAUUUGACAAUC
Messenger RNA from Camellia sinensis, 2197 nucleotides. RefSeq names its product dgd1 suppressor 1 (gene DGS1). NCBI's taxonomy places the organism in Eukaryota, Viridiplantae, Streptophyta, Magnoliopsida, Ericales, Theaceae. Gene Ontology annotation, cellular component: mitochondrial outer membrane. The record is from RefSeq and is a predicted model, not a curated record.